AUGUGGUGGUUAGUUGGCCCAACUAAAUGCCAAGAGAAAAGGCUACUGGAGUUGUCAGACGAGGAGAAAGAUCAACUGCUGACAACGAAUUGCUGGAUCACACAGGUGUGGACCGAUCACCACCUGAGGUGGAACACUAGCGACUUCGACGGCAUCGACGUCAUCAGAAUACCGUAUGAAAGAGUCUGGAAGCCCGAUAUUAUACUGUACAAUAACGCUGAUCCGAACUAUCGGUCGGCAGUGAUCAACACGAACGUGAUAGUGAAGAGUACAGGUGAAGUGACUUGGCUAAGUCACGGUAUCUAUGUGUCCGUAUGCGAUAUAAAUGUGGAGCAGUUCCCAUUCGAUAUCCAGCUGUGCACGAUGAAGUGGGCUUCCUGGACGUACGACGGUUUUCAGGUGAGGAGUUAA
Messenger RNA from Diatraea saccharalis (sugarcane borer), 411 nucleotides. Lineage: Eukaryota; Metazoa; Arthropoda; Insecta; Lepidoptera; Crambidae. The record is from the annotation of a GenBank genome assembly.